Molecule: messenger RNA, 2137 nt
Organism: Coccomyxa subellipsoidea C-169
Lineage: Eukaryota; Viridiplantae; Chlorophyta; Trebouxiophyceae; Coccomyxaceae
Exons: 13
Coding region: 1-2079 (692 amino acids)
Biological process (GO): guanosine tetraphosphate metabolic process
Source: RefSeq, a predicted model, not a curated record
AUGUUGACGUGCUGUGCACUCCUGCAGUUCUACCAGACACUUCCUGCAGAGAAGGUCACAGACAAGUUUCUCUGGGGCCGUUUGGAGCCUUUGCUUUCAUAUCUUGGCGACGAGGAGAAAAAGAAAGUGCUUGAGGCUUUACACCUGGCGUACGACUCACACAAUGGACAGCUGCGGAAGAGUGGCGAAGCCUUUAUAACGCAUCCUGUUGAGGUGACGCGCAUCCUGGCAGAGCUGAAGAUGGACCAUGAAAGCCUGAUUGCGGGCCUGCUUCACGACACUGUCGAGGACACAGAGAAUGUGAAGUUUGAGGAAAUUGAGUUCUACUUCGGCAAGGCGGUGCGGCAGAUUGUGGAGGGUGAGACGCGCUUCAGCAAGAUCGGAUCGUUUGGUGAGAAUGCGUCUCGUGCUGAGCUGGCAGCACUUGACCUGAAGCAGCUGUUUCUGGCCAUGACGGAGGAGGUUCGCAUCAUCAUUGUGAAGCUUGCAGACCGGCUGCACAACAUGCGCACCCUGGACAGCAUGCCGCCCCACAAGCAGAAGAAGAUCGCUGACGAGACCCUGCUGGUGUUUGCUCCGCUGGCUCGGCUGCUGGGGCUUUACAGCAUCAAGGAGGAGCUGGAGGCGCUGUCUUUCAGUUACAGCAACCCAGAGGAGCAUGCUCUGGUGCAGCGGCGGCUGGACUGCCUGGCCAAGGAGCAGGAGGAUGUGGUGCUCAAGGCUCAGAGCGCUCUACAAGAAAAGUUGGAGACAGACACGUUUCUCCAGGAGCGAGUGGAGAGCUUUUCUGUUGGGACGCAUCAGAAGAACGUGUACUCUGUGUACAGGAAGCUGAAGGAGAGGGGGAUGGACCUUGAGGACUUGCAGGACGUGGCACAGCUUCGGGUGAUUGUGAAAUUGAAGGAUGCCCAUGACAGCAGCUUGUAUGGCACGGGCUCACAGCUGUGCUACCACAUCAUGGGCCUGGUGCACACCAUGUGGGCUCCCAUCCCUGGAGCUGUCAAGGACUACAUCGCUACACCCAAAACUAAUGGCUACCAGUCCCUUCACACCACAGUGCUGCCUCUUGGGGCCGAGAAGCUUUUUCCCUUGGAGGUUCAGAUCCGGACAGCAGAGAUGCACCGUCUUGCAGAGUACGGGAUUGCUGGUUCCUUGUACUGGCCUGGAAAUGUUUCUCUGGCAGUUACAGCAAUGCACCACAUCGUAGGUGAAAACUGGACGGCUGCCAAGAAGGCUUCAGAUUUUAAAUCCUCCCGGCUGCCAUCCCUCUCAGACUUGAACAAUUCGGUGAUGGCGCGGCGGAUCAACUGGCUCAACUCCAUCCGCGAGUGGCAGAGCGAAUUUGUCAACAGUCUGUCCGCCCGUGAGUUUGUGGACUGCAUCACUGACGACCUGCUGGGACGUGGCGUGUUUGUCUUCACUCCCUCCGGCGAGGUCAUGCGCCUGCCCAAGGGCGCUACGGUCGUGGACUUUGCAUACCACGUGCACACGGAUGUGGGCAAUCAGAUGUUUGGGGCCAAGGUGAAUGGCAAGGUGGUGCACGCCGGCCACGCGCUGGCAAACGCUGAGGUGGUGGAAGUGCUCACCUACGAUGGCAGACCCUCCAGGGGCAGCAUCGAGCGCCACCAGGAGUGGAUUGCGUACGCACAGACCAGGACUGCCAGGCACAAGCUGGCCAAAUUUCUGAAGGACCACGCGGAUCUGGUGGACUCAAGCCCACCCCCUGACGUGGCGUUCAGGGAAGCUUCAGGGACGAUGCAGCAGGAAGCCACUUCUUCCAGCAGGCAAGCUGCCACCGGGAGGGAGGGCGGAGCCCAGGUGUUGAACCUCACCAUUGAGUGCUCUGACCGCCCGGGGCUACUGGCCGAGAUUGCGCAGAUCAUUGCAGACUACGGCCACAACAUCAAGACCUACAGCGGCAAGGGGACUUAUGCGGGGCACUUUGUCAUGAAGUAUCAGCUGGAGGGCGACCCUGACCGGGCUGCAGAGCUCUGCAACGCCGUUGGCUGCGUGCCUUCUGUGCUGUCCUGGUCACUGGGAUGCGCUCUGCAUGAGUCUGACAACACUGCUGAGGGUUGAAUGUGUCCCAAUUCAAUUACAUUGAGCAUGGGCAUGGAGUUUGUUGGAUGUGAUGCCU